Molecule: messenger RNA, 4932 nt
Organism: Trichobilharzia regenti
Lineage: Eukaryota; Metazoa; Platyhelminthes; Trematoda; Strigeidida; Schistosomatidae
Source: the annotation of a GenBank genome assembly
AUGCAGGUGGAUAAAGCUUUUCAAUACUUGGAUCAUAUAUUAAACACAUUAUAUGAAGGUAAUACAAGUAAUAUGUUGGAAAAUAAAAUUGAUAUUGCUUAUGGCGGUAGUGUUGUCACCGUCAGUGAUAACAGGAAUGUUGAUGACAAUAUUAAGGAGAAAAGUUCAACCUGUCAAUUGCUAAGUAUACCAGAUCCGUGUAUAACACAUGGUUGGCAUAUAAGAAUAACUGUUUCUGGACCUGGUUGUUCACCAAACAGCCGUGGUAUUUGGUUAAGACGUGGUUGGUUAUUAAGUCCAAGAACAUUUAAUAACAUAGCAUCAUCAUCAUCAUCAUCAUCAUCAUCAUCAUCAAAAUUGCCUUUAUUACGUUUCACAUUACACAUGAACAUUGAAUUCGAUGAGUAUGUUCCAUUGAGUGUUCGACGGAGUACUGAAUUCCACUUAACUACUGAAUUAAUCUCGGAAUUGAAAGGAUUAACCAAUUCUAAUGGUUGGUUACAAAUAGCAUCAAUUAUUACUGUGACAAGCAUAUCAAGAGAUAUCAAUUGUGUUAUUGAUCCAGUUCGAUUCUCAAAACUCUUAAUGAAUAGUAAUAGUACUGGAUCAAAAGAUGAAACUCACUCUGAUAUAGAUCAUUUACUACUACACAACAUGAUGACUGCAGUGCCGGCGAAUUCAUCUGAUGAAAAUCUACCAACCAAUCAGAGAUCAAUGAAGGCAAAAGGAAAUCAAACUGAAGAAUCACAAUCACAACCAUCUAUGUCAUUUCUGCAACAAAGUCAAUAUCGUCAAAGUCAGCUGUCUGGUUUCUCUUGGCCAUCGAAUUUACCCACUGCAGUGAAUUGCUCUGUGAAUAAUAUCCCAGUGAAAUCACAGAAACCUUAUGUUAUGCUGAUUGGUUUUAAAGCUACUGAUCGUCCUGAAAUGGGUAUUUUAGCCAGUCUACCAAUUAUUGUACAGAUUCCGCAUAGGUUGAAUAGAUAUUGUGAUACUAUGGAUCAACCGCAUUUCUUAUUUUCAGAUAAAUUUGAUGCUAAAAAUAAAGUUAGACGAUGGUUUGUUGAAGUACCGUAUGGAGCAACAGCUGGAAUAUUACGCCUAGCACGUUUAGACAAUGAUGGGGAUAAGUCGUGCGAAUUUACUAUAACAAUCAAUUCACCUUGUAUUGGUAUGAAUUCAGAUAAACAAGAAGUUAAAUGGUCAUUUGUUGAAUUAAAUAAAUGUGGUCAGUCGAAAUCAGGUUUAAAACGUAAUGAUAAAAGUUCACCAGUUUUAAGCGCAGAUGACUUCGACUGUGCAUCUCAGUUUGCCUUUCCAAUUAACUGGGAAACAGAUUGUCUAGAAUUGACUAUAGCACAACAUUGGGGAUUAGAAAUGCCAGCUAUUGUUGUCGGUGAAUUAUACUUUCGUGGUUUGGAACCAAGUUUAAGAAAUAUUGUUUUAAAUACAAGUGAUCGUUACUGUCGUAUCGGUUUACAUUCAAAUUUCGCUAGUGAAUCAAUACAACCGGAUAUCUGGUUAACUCAUUGGUGUUUAUCUGUCAAGCCAUAUGAUUCAAAAAUUUUCUAUCUAGGUCAUGGAAAAAAUGAACUUCUUGUUAAUGGUCAUAGUUCAUAUGCUCUGCGUUUAAUGUAUCGAUUUAGUUGUCCGUUUAAAACAGCUACAACAGUCAUCUGUUUACCAUGGUUACAAGAUAUGCUAUAUAGUAGUGAUUAUUUAAUCCAUAUAUUUCAUAUCUAUGAUUCACGUGGACGAUUUAUGGGUGCUGGUGAAUACGACGGACAUCGUGAACAACGUCCAAAAUUCACAUUUAAUUUAUCUAAAGGAGAUUUUAAGGUUAUAGCACAGAUUUGUCAUGAAAGUGGUCCCUUACUGAAACGUGGUUCACCGACAAAAUUGCCCACUGUUUCUUCUACAACAAGUAAUGAAUUAUGCGAUACACUGGAGGAAUCUGAAACUGGUGAUUCAAAUUCAGUCAACUCUUCUUGGUCACCUUUACAAGCAUUGCAGAAUACACCGCUGUUAGUACGUUUCCGAUUAACUACUAGUGGAAUGGAGACGACAACAACAACACCAACUGGUGGUACUACCGGUGCUGGUCGUAAACUUGGUAGUUCUUCUUCUUCAACUGGACAAAGUAUUGUACGAUUUGAAUUUAGUGCAUUGCCAUCAUCGCUUAAUUUGAAUGGAAUAAAAGCUUGCUCAGCUAUGGAUCCAUUGAUGUAUGAUGCUAAGCAAACGUUGAUGGUUGGUACUGGUGAUGAUGAUGAUAAUAGUGAUAAUAACAGUAAUAAUAAUAGUAAUAAUGCCGAUGGUGAUAGGCGGAGGAGCAGUAGUGUUGGUGGUGAUGGUGUUUCAGGUGAAUCAUUUUCAAAUGAAAAUGCAACUGAUGAAGAAAGCAAAUCAAGUCGUUUCGAACUUAUCCGACGGUUACCAUGCCUUCCGAGUCGUGUAAAUGCAUGUGAAACAAUCAGUAUCUUCUUAGGUCUUACAGAUGAACGAUAUCCAUCUUAUGCAGUACCAGGUUCAUAUUUCUCUGGAACAAUUGGAUUUUAUAAAUCUAACCUAUUGCAUAAUAAGGUGACGUAUCCAUUCCGUCUUAUUUUGGAUAACUCAAAUCUCUUGACUACAACAACAACAGCAGCUGCUACGACGACGACCACGUCUCUUGCAUCGUCUUCUAUAGUUACACCCAGUAGCCCACUGACGACAACACUUGCUCCAACAUCAUCGGAACAACCUAAAAAGUUGCCUAUAAGUUAUAUGGGUAUUGGUGUUGAAGAUAUAGAAUGGAUUCAGUGUAUAGGCGAUUUAUUCCUGUUUAGGAAUAAAAGUAAAAAAUUAAUUGAAAAUAACGAAUUAGCCAAUUCUAUCCGUAAGACAUUCAACAAUCAUGACGAUCUUCAAGUACAAAGACAACAAGAAAAGCAAGCGAAAGAAAAAGAAGAAGAGAAAUUUCAGCAUAAAUAUCAUCAUCAGCAGCAGCAGAAUCAUAAAGACGACAAUGGGGAUCAUCAACCUGUAACAAAAUGUUUACUAAAUUUAUGUGAACAAGCCAUGAUAAUGGAGACAGUGCAAACAAUUCCAAAUAAUCAAUAUCCUGAUGAUAUGUUAUCAUCCAAUUGGAGUGUUCAUUCUGUAUCGUUUGAUGAUACAAAAUGUGAAGAAGUGAGUGAUUUCAAUGAAUCAGCGUCUACUAUGACGGAUGUACAGAAGGAUAAGAAAAUACCAUCAUCACCUGUUAACAAAUGGAGUGAAUCAAUUGCACCAGCUAAAAAUGAUGUGGACGAUGCACCGAUCUCAACACCGACACCACCACCACGGCCAACAACUACUUCUACUAAUAACUGUUCUAAUCCCUAUAUCCUAAAUGGUGUUGAUCUUUCCACACAACCAGAGACGACAACCUAUGCUGUAACAACAACCACUGCCUUAACGUCAACACUUACCACAACAACAAUAAUAAAACAUCCUCCAACCGUGAAUGAUAAUCAAAACAAGGCGAUGAAUAAUACUCCAGAUGACUUUUAUACAAUUCUGUGUAAACUUCACGCAGAUUUGUCUACAAUGGAUAAACCUAUGACGACUUAUACUACUAAUAUUAACGAUAUUAGUAGUAUUGGUCGUAGUUGCAGUAGUGGUAGUGGUGUAGGAAGAAUUGGUGAUAUCAGUAAUUCAUCUGAAAUCAGUCAAUCUAUCAAUCAUUUGUAUAUGAUUGUAAAAGAACGUCAUCACUUAUGGUGUAGUGCUGAUCACCUAAUCAAUGGACGAUUAUUGGAUGAAAAGAUCUCCUUGAAAGUGUUGAAGACAUUCUGUUGUGAUGAUGAUGUUGAUACUUUUAAACACAAGUCAGAGUCAUUGUCUUCUAUGACAACACAUCAGAAUAUAUUUCAGUAUUUAAUAAAUAUCCCCAUCCCAUCGACCUCUGUUGUCAAUCUCACUUCUACUACUGCUGCUGUGAAUAGUAACACAAAGUCAUCUGUUCCUAGUGAUACGCCGAAUAAACUGUCACCGGCGAAUUCAGACCUCCUUAUGCCUAUUUCUCCGACAGCACAAUCAUCCAAAGGAAAGAUAUCAUCAGUAGAUUGUUCACCGACAAAUACCAACAGAACUAAAUCGGUUGAGUGUAUAAUCACUGGAAAACUUGAUAAUACACCAGUGGAUUCUGUAAGUACCAAGACACAAAGUCAAAAACCGAUAACAUUCUCACAGCAUGAAUUCAAAUUACGCCUAAUCGAUAUUCUUUCACGUUAUGGUCGAUUAAUUGCCGAACGUUUAAUUUGUUUCAAUUUCCUAUAUAAUAAUGUUAUUGAUUUUAAACAAAAACCUUCCAACUGGUCAUUAUGUCAUUCACUGCAGUCACAAAUGAAAAUUACUCAUCAGUUAAUGAAUAAUUAUGAUGCUGAUUCUACAAUGGAUUACAUAUCUAUUCAGACGCCGACAUCAAAUGAUACAAUUGGUGUCAAUGUGAAGUUAGGCAAUCAAGCACUACCUAGCUGGCUUUUAUUAUCUAUUGAUGGAAAGCUGAGUAAAAAUACAAAUACAAAAUUAGGCAAUAUGCAUUAUGGUUCUGUUGGUGGACGUUUAAUUGCCUUCUUUAUCCUUUAUAUGAUUGUGAAAAAACAAUAUCCUGAAGCUGUGGGCUAUUUUACUCGUCUUCUCUAUCAGAUUGAUGAACCACCUAUUGGAGCAUUAAGAGGUGUUAUAAACUGUGGAAUUCCAGUGACGCCUACAUCUUCAUUUGGUAUUCGACGUCCAUGUCAUGCCACCUUGGAGAAUUCUAUGAAAACCGCAAAAUCAGCUCAUCCAUGGUUACUUUGGCUCUUAAGACAAAUUGGUUGGAAUGAUAUAGCUGCCUAUUUGGAACAACAAAAGCCAAUAUUAUUCCCAGGAGGAGAUUACACACUGUUAGGAGGAGAUCAUGUCUAA